AUGCAAGUCGAGCUCAACAAAGCCUCCUUCAACGCCCGUUUGAAGCGAAUCUACGACUGCUGGAAUAGCGCGAAUGAAAAUGAAGACUACGCUGGUUUGGCCAAUGUCGACGCCCUUCUCAUAGUCGCGGGCGAUCCUGCAGGGGAAGAUGAGCCAAUGAGAAAGGGAACGUGUUUACAGCAAUGGCUCCUUGGAUACGAGUUUCCAUCAACUUUGAUCCUGUUCCUCAAAGACAAGGUCUGCAUACUGUGCUCAGCUUCAAAAGCAAGGAUUCUUGCGCAAAUACAAGCCCAAGGCAGCGUGGUGCCCGUAGAAAUCCUUGCCCAAGCGAAACCGAAGGAACCCCCCUCUGAUGCCCUCCCCAAAUUCGUCGACCUUUACACAUCUCAAAAGCGCGUCGGCUCGUUACUUAAGGAAACGCACACUGGAAAGCUAGUUGGGGAAUGGGACAAACGUUUGGCCGAGGCCACGGAGAAGCCAGAGCUGGUAGAGAUCUUCCAAGCGAUAUCCACUUUUAUGUCCCAGAAGGACGAGGAAGAACUCAAAGCAACGGAAGUCGCUGGCGUAUUAACAUCGACGUUGCUCAAACAUCAUGUGGCGCUGAAGCUCGAGAUGAUCCUGGAUAAGGAGACGAAAAUCACCCACGAGAGUUUCGCUCUCCAGAUAGAAGGUCGGCUUGGUGAUGAACAGAAAGGUCCAGAUAUGAGAAUUUGGGAUAAGGCAAAGAAUGCGAGGAACAUUGACUGGCAGUCGGUCGAGUUUUGCUACCCUCCCAUCAUUCAAUCGCAGGCCACUAAAGGUGGAUACGACCUCAAAACUUCAACCCAGUCUUCCGAAGACCACAUUGCACACAAGGGUGUUUUUUUGGUAUCUUUAGGUCUUCGGUACAAGAGUUAUUGCACAAAUCUUGGUCGGACCUUUAUUGUGGACCCUACACCAGAACAAGAGGUGCAAUACAACUUGCUACUGUCCCUCCAAACUGAGCUGCUCGGCUUUAUGAAAGAUGGCGUUGUCGCUCGCGACGUCUACCAGCAUGCGGUCGAUUUUAUCAAGGCCAAGAAGCCUGAACUUGAAAAGAAAUUCGUUAAGAACAUUGGGUUUGGGAUGGGUGUGGAAUUGCGUGACUCGACGUAUCUGCUAUCCCCCAAGAACACUCGAAAGCUCAAAACGAACAUGAUCUUCAACCUAGGCCUUGGGUUUUCGGACCUUGUCAGCGAGAGUGGGCAGAAGUACGCCAUACAACUGGGAGACACCAUCAAGAUCGAAGCGGAGAAAGCUUCUCUUCUAACUGAGGGGGUCAAAUCGACAAAGGACACAAUGUUCUUCUUGAACCCCGAAAGCGCUGACGAAAAGCCAAAAAAGCCAGAGAAAAAGGCCCCCGCUGUGUCGCGAAAGAAUGGAUCGCCGCCGAAGAAGACGGUCGCUGGUAAAGUUCUUCGGAACAACCGCCGUAACGAUGAGGCCCAUGUAACGGUGUCGGCGAAGCUGGCUGAACAUCAGCAGGAAUUACACGGACAACUUCAGGCCCAGGGCUUGGAGAAGUACUCAGAGGGCGGAGGAGGGGCCAGUGGCAAGGAGGGCAAAGGGUGGAAAAAAUUCCAGAGUUACAAGGGUGAAGGUGCUCUGCCACCUGACGUGGACCGUUUAAGGAUCACCGUGGACAGGAAAGCCCAGACAGUGAUCCUCCCCAUUCAUGGCUUCGCCGUACCUUUCCAUAUCAAUACCAUCAAAAACGUUAGCAAGAACGACGAAGGCGACUAUACCUACCUUCGCAUUAACUUCCAAACCCCGGGUCAACUCGCCGGGAAGAAGGAAGACACGCCGUUCGAAAAUCCUGACGCUACCUUCGUUCGGUCGAUCUCGUAUCGCUCUCCCGACGGUCACCGCUUCGAUAAUAUCUCCAAGCAGAUUACAGAACUUAAGAAGGAGGCCAACAAGCGCGAGCAGCAGAAGAAGGAGUUGGCAGAUGUGGUUGAACAGGCUAAUCUAGUCGAGCUAAAGGGUCGCAGACCGGCCAAGCUGCCUGAAGUGUUUGUUAGACCAGCGCCCGACGGCAAGCGCAUUCCCGGAGAAGUUGAGAUCCAUUCCAACGGUAUCCGUUACCAUUCACCACUUGGCCAAAAGAUUGAUGUCCUCUUCACCAACAUCAAACACCUGUUCUUCCAACCAUGCGACAAGGAGCUUAUUGUCGUCGUACAUAUGCAUCUCAAGUCCCCAAUCAUCAUCGGAAAGAAGAAGUCUCCAAAGGAUGUCCAAUUCAUUCGUGAAGCGUCUGACGUACAAUUCGAUGAGACUGGUAACCGGAAGCGCAAAGUCCGAUACGGUGACGAGGACGAAAUUGAGAUGGAACAGCAAGAACUGCGACGGAGGCACGUUUUGAACAAAGAAUUCAAGUCAUUCGCCGAAAAAAUCUCAGAGGCUGCAUCAGCAUCCACUGGCGACCCUCUCGAAGUAGAUAUUCCUUUCAGAGAACUGUCCUUCGAAGGUGUACCGUUCCGAUCCAGCGUCCGACUUCAACCUACGACAGAGUGCCUAGUGCACCUUACUGAUCCACCAUUCCUCGUGAUGACCCUCAGCGAGAUCGAAGUCGCAUCCCUGGAGCGUGUGCAAUACGGUCUCAAGCAGUUUGAUCUUGUCUUAAUCUUCAAGGAUUUCACGAAGCCACCACUACACAUCAACUCGAUACAAAGUUCGCAGCUCGAUGACGUAAAGAACUGGCUAGACUCGGUUGACAUUGCUAUGGGUGAAGGCCCUGUUAAUUUGAACUGGGGACCGAUUAUGAAGACAAUCAACGAGAGUCCGCACGACUUCUUUGUGCAAGGUGGCUGGAGUUUCUUGGGCGGUGCCGGUGACGAAAGCGAGCAUUCCGAAGGCUCUCCGUCCGAGUCAGAGUUCGAAGCCGAUUCGGAAGACUUGGUCGAGGAGUCGAGUAGCGCGGAAGAAAGUGCUUUUGAAGCUUCCGAUGCCAGUGGCAGUGAUGGCAGUGCUUCAGACUUCGGCGACGGCUCAGAUAGCGAAGGAGACGACUGGGAUGAGCUAGAGCGCAAGGCAGCUAAAUCGGAUGCGAAACGCGUUGAGGGAGGCCGAAAAGCCAAAGACUCUGAUGAUUCAGAAGACGACAAGCCCAAGAAAAAGAAACCUGCGGUAAAGACAAAUGGUAAACCGAAGGGUAAGCGAUGA
Messenger RNA from Pleurotus ostreatus (oyster mushroom), 3180 nucleotides. It is a transcript of the gene SPT16, whose product is annotated as FACT complex subunit spt16. Lineage: Eukaryota; Fungi; Basidiomycota; Agaricomycetes; Agaricales; Pleurotaceae. Gene Ontology annotation, cellular component: FACT complex. The transcript is spliced from 17 exons. The coding region runs from base 1 to 3180 and encodes 1059 amino acids. The record is from RefSeq and is a predicted model, not a curated record. Gene Ontology annotation, biological process: transcription elongation by RNA polymerase II; positive regulation of transcription elongation by RNA polymerase II. Gene Ontology annotation, molecular function: nucleosome binding.